Molecule: messenger RNA, 645 nt
Organism: Aureobasidium vineae
Lineage: Eukaryota; Fungi; Ascomycota; Dothideomycetes; Dothideales; Saccotheciaceae
Source: the annotation of a GenBank genome assembly
AUGCUCUCCCUUUUCUCCCUGACAUCGCGCUUCUUCCGGCCACCCCCAUGGACAAGCACGGCGCAUUCGCUCUUGUCACUAGGACGUGUGGCUCAUUCGACCAAUCAAGACAGCAAGCUUGACCAAGAAUCCCUGCUUGCUCUCAAGCAACAAGAUCCUCUAGCCUACAGAAGAUGGCGCUAUCAUAACGACAAGGAAUUCCGCGAGGCAGACCUAAAGAGGAGGAGGAAACCUGCCAUCAGGGAGCAGCAGAAGGUUCAGACUCGUAAACAUGAUAAAACACCUGCGAAACAACAGUAUUUGCGCGAAUACAACGCUCGCAAAUGGCGUGAGGAUCUCUCCGGUCGACGCUCCAUUUCACUCUUCAAAUUCUUGCAAAACUCCAGAUGGUCUAGAGAAGGCUGGACUUGGAAGCUGCACGAGCCCGUCAUUACUCCUGACCGCGUCGACCGCCAUUGCACAGCUUGUCAGAGAGAUCGCUUCCUCAAAGUCUGGUGGGCCACAAAGGCUGAGCCCAUCACUUAUGUGUGCAACCCCUGCUUUGCCAAUGACUUUGACAUUGUAGUACCAGAGGGCCAACACAAGUGGCUCCCUGGAAUCUUCUCUUCUCCCCAUUUACCAUCACCUCCAUCUGCCAAGAAAUGA